This is a messenger RNA of Dermacentor silvarum, 729 nucleotides long. Its product is annotated as gastrula zinc finger protein XlCGF49.1-like. The coding region runs from base 21 to 641 and encodes 206 amino acids. Gene Ontology annotation, molecular function: RNA polymerase II cis-regulatory region sequence-specific DNA binding; DNA-binding transcription factor activity, RNA polymerase II-specific. Lineage: Eukaryota; Metazoa; Arthropoda; Arachnida; Ixodida; Ixodidae. Gene Ontology annotation, biological process: regulation of DNA-templated transcription. The transcript is spliced from 3 exons. The record is from RefSeq and is a predicted model, not a curated record.
CAAAGUUGGUUCUUUAUUCUAUGCAAGAAAUGGCGGACGCCGUUGCAUCAGAGAGCGGGUCAAAGCAUUCAUCCUGUCCAUUAACUACCAAGGAUGACAAGUCACAGAAAGGACACUUCCACCACUGUGAUCGCUGUGACUAUAAGACUAGAAAACCGUCUGAUCUAAAAGCACACAUUAGGGUCCACACAGGUGAAAAGCCAUUUCAGUGCCCUACAUGCUCUAAGAGCUUCGCAAAAAAGGACACUCUUAACACACACCUGCGUGUCCACACUGGUGAGCAGCCAUUUGAGUGCCAUUUGUGCCCUCAGAAGUUCUCACACAGAAGCUCUCUAAAGCAUCAUUUGCGUGGCCACUUAGACGUGCGGCCCUAUCAGUGCCCCUCAUGCCCUCGGACUUUUCGGUCUGGGACCCAACUGAAUGCUCACCUACGCAUCCACACGGGUGAGCGGCCAUAUCAGUGCCCCUCGUGCCCCCGCACUUUCACGCACAAGAGUCAUCUGACUGUUCACCUACGCAUCCACUCAGGCGAGCGACCAUACCGCUGCACCAUCUGCUUGAAGUCCUUUGUGCGGUCUAGUACCUUGAACAAACAUAUGAAAACACAGCACUGUGACAACCCUAAGGCACCAGCCCUGUAGGUGUGCAUAAUGUAUUAGGCAGAGUCUAAAAUUGUGAAUCUACAUACCUGCGCAAUAUGCUGCAUGGCAUUGUGGUUGCAACUGCUGU